AUGUGGGAAAUCCUAAAGGAUAAUGUAAAAGUUUGGAGUCUUAUGUCAUUGUGUCAAACUCAUUGGGAAAGUCAAGUUAAUAGUGUAAAGGCUAUUAAAAUGCAACUUGUUGAUGUAUGGGAAACUUUACUUCAAGUUAGAGAAAAAGAUAAUGAUGCUGCAAUUGCAAGUGAAGCAACUUCACUAGCAAAAAAAGAACUUGGUGACUUUGAAUUUUGGGAAUCAACUGUUAUUUGGUAUCAAGUACUAAACAAUGUGAAUAUUGUGAGUAAAAAGUUACAGUCAAAGGAUAUGCAUCUUCAUAAUGCUAUUACAGAAAUAAAUAAAUUCAUUGGGUACUUCAAGGAUUAUAGAGAAACUGGUUUUUUAAAAGUGAUUGAUGAAGCUAAGGACAUUGCUAUUGAAAUGGGAAUUGAAGAUAAAGAUCUUAAUUCAUCUUGUUAUCGUCUUGAGAAAGCACUCAAGUUUGAAGAAAGAUCAGAUAUUGAUGCCGAUGAACUUUAUACGGAGUUGAAAUUAUUUGAGACAUUGGAAACCAAUGAAUUUAGCAACCCUAUAGAUGUUUUGAAGUUUUUGAAAGAAUUUGAUUAUUUCCCAAAUGCAAGCAUUGCAUAUAGAAUAUUGUUGACUAUUCCAGUAACGGUGGCAUCUGCAGAAAUGGGUUUUUCUGAGUUGAAGUUAUUGAAGUCUUACUUACACUCCAUAAUGUCCAAAGAAAGACUUAGUGGUUUGGCGAUGAUAUCUAUCGAGAAGGAAAUCUUAGAGAGUAUAGACUACGAAGAGUUGCUCAACCAAUUUGCUAUCAAGAACGUUAGGAGAGCCUCACGGAUCGUCGGUUAG
Lactuca sativa (garden lettuce) is the source of this 840-nucleotide messenger RNA. RefSeq lists its product as uncharacterized. NCBI's taxonomy places the organism in Eukaryota, Viridiplantae, Streptophyta, Magnoliopsida, Asterales, Asteraceae. The record is from RefSeq and is a predicted model, not a curated record. Gene Ontology annotation, molecular function: protein dimerization activity.